UGUGUGAGGACCCCGAGGCGGCAUGGCAGCCGAGAGUGAGAUGGGCAGAGAGGCCGCGCUGCAGAAAUCCGUCAUCCUGCAGCAAAACCGCCGUUUCCUCGACUUCUUCUGGGACAUCGGCAAAGCCGAUCAGAAUUUGCGGCUGCGAGGGAUCCAGGGUCUAUCAGACUAUCUCAGCAAUCCAGGGAGCAGGGAUGAUGAGUUACAAUAUGCAAUCAAGCGUCUGGUUGAAGGACUGGCAGCAACCCGCGAAGCAGCCCGUCCGGGCUUCAGCUUGGCCCUGGCACAGCUCCUGCAUUACAAUGAGGAUAUCCCUCUGCAAACAAUCCUGGAGCAGAUCAAAGAGAAACAUAAUAUAACAAAAGCAAAGAAGAAACUCAUCAGGAAUGCUGCAUUUGGAAAUCUCUUUGGUGUCUUGGCACUUUGGCAGUCAGGACGGCUCACAAAGGAGCCAAAUGUAUUUCUGCAGUCGAUGCAAUUGCUGCAGAGCCUUGCUCCGUUUAGAAAUCAUCUCUCAGAUUUGCCCCACAAAACUAUGGUAGACAUCCUGUAUGAGACCCCAGAGAUUGUCUUCAAGGAGACUCUGUUUGAAGCCUUAAAAGCCGAUUUGUCAACGGCCUUAUCCAGCCCGGAGCAGUUACAUUUGCUGCUGGUUUCACUGCAACGCUUCCCAAAUGUUCUGAAGCCUGAGAGGUUGAAGGCUUUGCUUGGAUCAACUGUCAUUGUGACAUCAGAAAAUAUUCCCAAGUUAACCCAGGUGUUGAAAAUUGCUGCCAAGACUGUGAACAAGUCUCAGACUCUGCCACCUCUUGCCAUGAGCCUGGUGCAUGUCACCUUGAAGGAAGACACAUUUGAAACUUUCUGGAAGGAGCUGGUAGAGAAUCACUUGCUCAACUCCCAGAUGGGGCCCAGCUGCUACCUGUGUUUCCGGUUACUUGGUGCAGUAUUACCACUCCUAACAUUGCCCCAACUUAAACUUGUUCUCACGGGAGAGGUGAUGCGACAGUAUGGGAACCAUGUGGUUUCAGCUCAGCUGCCAGGCAGGUUCAAGUUUGCACCAGAAAUGGAGACCUACGUUGACUCCUUUCUUGAAAGCACCCAGGAUUCUGAGAAGCAGUUUACAGUAAUUACCAAGUUCUCGUGCCUCACUAACCAGGGUUACCCUGUGAUUCCCAGUUAUUGGAAAGUGAUACGUCACUUACAGCCCUCAGUUUUAUUGAACUAUGUCAAUUGGCUGAAAAAUAUGUUCAUCAGUCCAGACCUUGAAGCCUGCUUGGACUUCAGCACCAAACGACAGAAGGAGAACAAACAACGACCUGGCCUAAUGCAACACUCAGUGACAAGGCUGCGAAUGUGGAUUUUUGCACGGCUCACCUCAAUUGUGGAUAAUAAUCAAGUGAAGAAAGAGGAAGACCUGGUUAUGGACAUUUCCAAAUUCAUUUUCUUCCACACCUUCUUUGUGACUGAACAGCAAACACCUGAUAUCCCAGAGACUGAGGCGACACUGACUAUUCCUCUGAACCCAACCACCCGGAAUGCGAUUGCAAAUUCUUUCUUUGGUCUGUUGAACCAUCUGAAUUCCCUACCUCCACUGGGCAACUCCACUGAAUCAGUUGGCCAGAAUGAAAAACGCAUGCUGGGAUUUACAGCAGAUGGAAAAAUGUGGAUCUACUCUGUGGUUUGUUAUGCUGAUUCCCUGCUGUCAAAGAAGGACUCCAUCAGACUUGUCCAACCCUUUACGCAAGAGCAGAGAGAGGCCUGGGACCGUAUGCUCCAGUCUGUCAAAGAUCUGCAGAAAAAUUCAAAGAAAUCGGAGCUGUUGGAGAUUUCAGCCUUUCAGUUGCUCUUCCUGCUCGUUGGCAUUCAGCUCUUCAAGAAUCGUGACGAUUCUGUGGCACUAAUGAGUGACCUGCACACAUGUCUGCAGAAAGCAUCGGUGAAGAAAAGGAAAAGGCAGUCUGCGUCUGCAAUGGAUCAAGAAGAACCGGAGUGGGUGGAGGUUGUGGUUGAAAUUUUGCUGUCUUUUCUCUCCCAACCAAGCCGUUUGAUGCGGCAGGUCUCAAAAAUGGUGUUUGUGCGGAUUUGUCCUCGCAUCACCAAGGCAGCCUUGCAACUCAUCCUAGAUGUCUUCAAACCGGAAUCUGAAAGUGGUGAAGAGAGUGCCCUGAUGGUAACUGAAGAGCCUGAGGAAACAAAGAAGGUCAAGCAGUCAUCUGGAAAUGAGAUGGAGGAUGAGAGUGACCACGAUGAAUCUGAGGGGGGUGAGGAUGAUGCUGAUGAUGACGAUGACGACGACGACGACGACGACGACGAUGAUAGUGAGGAGGAAAUUGCUGAGGACGAGGCUGUAGAUGACAACUUUCGCAUGGAACUGAUGAAGGUUCUGCAGGCAGGCCGUGCAGCUUGCAAGGAAGGGGAGAGCAGUGACGAGGAGGAGGUGGAUGACGAGAUGAUGAUGGCAUUGGACAAAAACAUCUCCUCCCUCUUUGCUGAACAUAAGAAACAUCUUCAAGCUAAGAAAGAUCAGAAGGCAAAGCUGAGGAAAGAGAAGACCUUGCGGACAGAUUUCAAAAUGAAGGUCCUGGACUUCAUUGAAGUGUUCAUUGUGAAACAGCCUGAAAGCCCACUUGUCUUUGACAUUAUUGAGCCCUUGAUUGCAAUUAUUGAAGCGACCCCAAGCUCUCACUCAGACAAACAGGAGCAAGACUUUCUCCACAAGACUGCAGACAUUUUGAAGAAUCAGCUAUGCAAAGCCAAGCGCUACUGUCGAGACAUCUCUGAGAUAAAGGAUGACCUGCAUGAGUUGAUGGAACGAUUGCUAAAUCGAGCCUGCAAGCAACCAGACUCUUCAGUAUCUCUGUAUUGUUUCAGUGGGAGCCUUUAUCUCUUCAGAGUACUGAAAGGAAGCCCAACUGAACCUACAACCGCUGGCACCUGUAAAAAGGAAGAGUGUGAGGGGGAUGUGCAAACUGAAUCUGCACAGGCUGAUUCACUCGGCAGCCUGGAUAUUGACAGAGUGGCUGUAAUCUAUGAGAAAGUUCUGACCCUCUUCAUGACCAAACGCAACUGCUCCCUCACUGGCCCCAUGUUUAUCGAUCUCUUCAAUCGUUCCCCAGUCAUUUGUGCUCGGCUGCUGCAGUGUGCAAUCAAAUACAUCACUGAUGGAGUGCGGCAGCACCAGCAGAGUCUGGCCUGCUCCCUUGUCCUGAAAGCUGUGCAGACCCAAGUGGUGAGAAAGACCCUGAUAGACCAAGAAGGGAAAAUUAUCAUCAAUCAGAUCAUCAACCAGGUUAAACAGUGUUUGAAAACCACAACAAAGGUUAAACUGAAGGUGGAGCAGGAAAAAGUGGUAAAAUGCUUGGAGCUGAUCAGCGUUCUUUUCAAGAUUGUGAAUCAACAGAAGCUCAAUGUGUCAAUGAAGGUCCUGGUGCCUCUGCUACAGUCGCUGGGGCAGCUGGCAGAAUUUGGCCAGACUUCACAGGUGGACCAUGCAUACUGGCACGUGAUGAAACUGUUCGGAUUCAUGCGACCCAAGAAGGAUGUGGUGAUAAAGCCAGCGCAAACCCCAGAGGCUCCCGAAGACAAGCCCUUGAAAAAAAAGAAAGGCUUUCUCCCAGAGACCAAAAAACGGAAGAACUGGAAAAAGAAGAAAGGCAUGCCUCAGGAGAAGGCGCAGGAGGGAGAGAGAGAUUCCGUGGGAAAGCCUGAGGUAGAUCCAAAGCCUGAGAAGGCUCUAAAGACUGCAGGGGCAGGUCAGGCGAAAAAACAAAACAAGAGGAAGAGAAUUCCAGAGAAAGGGCCAUCAGGAAACUCGUUGGAGAAGUCGGGUAUGCCAUCUAAAAAGGCCAAGCUGAGCCGAGCGCAAGUGGGCAAACGGGCAACUGCGAAACAAAAAAAGCAAGAAGCUGGAGCAAUGGAGUGAUCAUUGGGUUGUACAGGCAUGCCAGGGAAUCCUUGCUAGUUUAAAUCCUGGCUUUCCAGGAUUCCAGAGUGCUCAAGAACCUGGAAGACACUAUGGUCAUGAUUGAACUUAGUCAUGGAAGUUUGGGACUUUUUGUUUUAAAAGGUUGCCAAAGGCCAAUGUCUAAAUGGUUAGACUGUUAAACCAUGCAAAUAACUCAGUUAUUUGGGUUGAAUUGUUUGAGUCCAAAAAGUGGAACCUAACCCUUAAUGUGCUUUACACAACUUUUAGACGAUCACCUCUAAUAAAAAUCAAUUCUUGAAAUGUA
This is a messenger RNA of Stegostoma tigrinum, 4229 nucleotides long. RefSeq names its product MYB binding protein (P160) 1a (gene mybbp1a). The record is from RefSeq and is a predicted model, not a curated record. Gene Ontology annotation, biological process: regulation of DNA-templated transcription. The transcript is spliced from 27 exons. Gene Ontology annotation, molecular function: transcription corepressor activity; transcription factor binding; RNA binding. Gene Ontology annotation, cellular component: nucleolus. Bases 23 to 3922 code for a protein of 1299 amino acids. Lineage: Eukaryota; Metazoa; Chordata; Chondrichthyes; Orectolobiformes; Stegostomatidae.